This is a messenger RNA of Venustampulla echinocandica, 828 nucleotides long. Its product is annotated as Vacuolar iron transporter Ccc1. Bases 1 to 828 code for a protein of 275 amino acids. Gene Ontology annotation, biological process: intracellular manganese ion homeostasis. The transcript has a single exon. The record is from RefSeq and is a predicted model, not a curated record. Gene Ontology annotation, molecular function: iron ion transmembrane transporter activity; manganese ion transmembrane transporter activity. Lineage: Eukaryota; Fungi; Ascomycota; Leotiomycetes; Helotiales; Pleuroascaceae. Gene Ontology annotation, cellular component: fungal-type vacuole membrane.
AUGGCGAGAUCAAAAAGCCCUUACCUCACACGCUUCCUUUCCGACUUCACCCUCGGAUUCUCCGAUGGCUUGACCGUCCCUUUCGCCCUCACCGCAGGGCUCAGCUCCCUGGGGAAAGCAGAUACCGUCAUAUACGCAGGUCUCGCUGAAUUGUGUGCGGGGAGCAUUAGCAUGGGCAUCGGUGGUUAUCUCUCCGCCUUGGACGAGGUUCCUUCUUCAAAAGGAUAUAGCGACGAGCUUAGGGGCCAUGGCGACGAAGCGGAAUUGAGAGGCAUAUUCCACGAUGCAAGCUCGCGGAGCUCGACUAUUAACACUAGCGACGAUAUUAACGAGAAGGAUGACCAGGAAUCAAGCGAGGAUCUCAUCCGCUACCACCUCGAGCCUCUGGCGCUUCCGAACAUCAAGGUACUAGAGAUCCUUGCGACGCUUCGCAACCGUCCGGGUGGUGUCGGACACGCUGUUCUUAGCUUACAACAACAUAAUGCGGCGGCAGAGACACCCUUUGAUCAACUUCCAAUCGUGCCCGUCUCCUCGGGGCUGUCCAUCUCGCUGGGUUAUGCUAUUGGCGGCAUCAUCCCCCUCUUUCCGUAUUUCUUUGCUUCAACCGUUGGCAGGGGUCUGCAAUGGAGCAUAGCUAUGUUUCUAAUGGCCCUCAUCGCAUUUGGCACCGGAAAGAGCUGGGUUCUGCGCGGUGAAGAGAGGACCCUGAAGAGGAGCCUAUGGGAAGGGUUUCAGAUGCUCAUCUUAGGCAGUGUGGCUGCCGCUGCUUCCGUCAUUUGUGUGAAUCUUGUUGGGGGAAAUGCUAAAUCGUUAAAUGAGGAGGGGUAA